CAAUUAUUGGUACUCGUGUGGUGGUUGUAAGAAGAUGCCAGCAGGUGGGACCCAAGGCAGUCAUAGAACCCUUCCUCCGGUUCAAGAUGACAUUCCCCAUCAUUUCUGGUCACCAGUGCAGCAGCCUAUGGAUACAUAGCAGUCUUGAACCCAGCAUCAGUCAGGACCAUGACUAUCCUCAGACUGCCAUUCCUCCAUCC
Messenger RNA from Geodia barretti, 200 nucleotides. The record is from the annotation of a GenBank genome assembly. NCBI's taxonomy places the organism in Eukaryota, Metazoa, Porifera, Demospongiae, Tetractinellida, Geodiidae.